This is a messenger RNA of Marchantia polymorpha subsp. ruderalis, 2620 nucleotides long. NCBI's taxonomy places the organism in Eukaryota, Viridiplantae, Streptophyta, Marchantiopsida, Marchantiales, Marchantiaceae. The record is from the annotation of a GenBank genome assembly.
GGGAAGAAGAGACGAGGGGAGGGGAGGAGAGGAGCGCCGGGGGAAAGGAGCGAGAGCGAGCGAGCGCUGGGGAAAGAGGGAAAGGGGGAAAGAGAGGGGAAAAAGAGGAUAGCCGAGGACAGCAGCACCUCGUUUAGAGAGACCUUCUUCUGUCUUCGUCCUCCCGCUCUCCAGCGUGCGCAUCUGCUCCGUCCCCUUGCCAGGCGUUGAUCUGGACGUCUCUGCUCGGCUCUGCGCUCGCAGAUUCCCCCUUUCAUCCCCUCGUCGUCGUCGUCGUCGUCGUCGUCGCCUAGAAUCUAUACAAGACCUGUCGACGGCACCUGCAAUAAUCACAUUCUCUCCUUCGCAUCACAUCUCCUCUUCACCUCCCGUCUUCCCUUCCCUCACCUUUCUUCACUUCACUUCACUUCACUUCCCUGUCUGCUUCGUUUCAACGCCCUGUGUAUUGCCGCACGCGACAUCCUUCCGCCCGCCUCAAGCCUCCUCAGGAUUCCACGUGCAUGCCGAAUUUGUCGAGUGACCGUAACAUGGGAUUCUCAGCAUUUCUCACUUGGACUGCUGUCUGGGUGGCGAUUCUGCACCAAUUGCACCAAGUGACUGCGUUCCCGUUGCAUGCCGCAGCUCUGAACGACAUCCCGACAUACUCUGACAGCACCGAUAGAGAAUGGCGCAUGCAAGUGGAUGCUCAUGUGAAAGAACAUCUUGCUACCAUUCUUCGAGAUGAGGCCGUUAACAGGCUAGACAAGUUAGGAAAGGUGAGUGACUCGCCAGAAUUUUUACAAAGGACGUUCAUGAGCCCGGCAGCUCUACGGGCCGGACAACUCAUUCGAACGUGGAUGUCAGACGCCGGAUUGUUUACAUGGAUCGAUGACAUGGGAAAUGUGCAUGGGCGCUUCGAUGGAAUGAAUUCAUCUGCCCCAGCUCUUCUCAUCGGUUCCCACAUGGACACUGUGAUUGAUGCAGGGCGUUAUGACGGAGCAUUAGGUGUAGUUUCUGCUAUUGCUGCCGUUAAAGCUCUACAAAAGAGUGGCAGAUUGGUGGAUUAUCCCCGACCUAUUGAGAUCAUCGCUUUCAGUGACGAGGAAGGGGUGCGAUUUCAGUCUACCUUCUUAGGAAGUGGUGCAAUCGCUGGAACUUUAUCACCUAAUUUGCUGCAAGUGAAAGACAAGAGGGGUGUGACCGUAUCUGCUGCUCUGCAGAAGCUUUCGUUUCCCGGAACGAAGGAGAGUUUAUUCAACUUAAAGUACGAACCAGAAUCUGUUUGGGGCUAUGUUGAGGUCCACAUCGAACAGGGUCCCGUCUUGGAGAGCAAAGGCCUGCCUCUAGGAGUUGUGGACGCAAUCGCAGGACAAACACGUCUAAGAGUGAGUAUGAAAGGAUCGGCGGGUCAUGCCGGUACGGUUCCCAUGGCAAUGCGCAAAGACCCUAUGCCUGCAGCGGCACAAGCCAUUGUGGCCAUAGAGGAACUCUGCAUCCGACCUCAGCAAGGUGGUAGCCCAGCAACAGUUUCUCGACCUACAGCUAAUAAAGGAGGUGCUCUCGUGUGCACAGUUGGCGAGAUCGCAUCCUGGCCUGGCGCUAGCAAUGUGAUUCCCGGAGAGGUUACAUUCUCUGUAGAUGUGCGAGCUAAAGAUGAUAAUGUUCGCGAACUUGCUGUUCUAAACAUGGAGCUUUCGAUUCAUGAAAUUUGCCGAAACCGUGCGAUUGCAUGUACUAUCGAGCGCAAGAACGAAGCAAAGACUGUGGAAUGUGAUAAAGAGCUUAUUGAUAGGUUGAGUGUAUCAGCAACUGCCGCCACCAAUGAACUCUUCUCUCUAACAGGAGUUCAAACUACCAAUGAGGAACCUGUACCUACACUCUCAAGUGGUGCAGGACACGAUGCGCUGGCAAUGGCACAGCUAACGAAGGUGGGAAUUAUGUUUGUACGAUGCACUGGAGGAAUAAGUCAUUCCCCGGAAGAACAUGUGUUGGAUGAUGACAUUUGGGCUGCAGGUCUGGCUCUACAUUCUUUCCUUGAAUCAGACUUGCCUGCAAGCUUUAGUGCCUAGGUCCUCUAAGACCUGUGAUAGCAAAUUGUAGGCAGUCUCUCAAAUUUUUGUCAGUCUUCUUGCUGACCUGUACAUAGCAAUUGUAUAGACUUUAGACAUGACACUUCGCAAAUUAGGGACCUUAACCAAUGCAAACUGAAGUUUGCUGGCCAGAGUGGAUAACUUAGUGAUGCAUGCUAACCCCACAUACAUGAAUCGAUUAUCCAUCAGAGCAAACUAAAGUUUGCCAAACAGGUUCAACAAUUCAAUGGUCACAGCUACCUUCAUCUCGCAUACAUAGAUCCUUCUAAGCAAACUGAAGUUUGCUGAAGAGGAUUGUUAUUGUAUGUGCAAGUUCAACUUCAUGAAACAGAAAGUAUAUAUCCACCAACGCAAAUUCAAGGUUACUGUUCAGGAUUACUAUUUUGUACCGCAAGCUAUUUCAAACCAGUGGAUUGUCAGGUCAAUCGGGAACUUACACGUUCUUAACAGUAUGACAGUACAUAGAUCUGCAACCUGUACGCAAAUCAAAUUUGUAUAUAUACAAGUGUGACAGAGUAUGGUACCAAUUUGUGGUACUCUCUUGAAGAAUC